AUUAGUAGCAGCAGUAGAUGAACCUGCUGGGUUCUAUCCUGUUCGGUGUCAUUGUGAACUUGCUCCCAAUUCUUACCCGAAAACUCCGACCCCAAGAGAUGUACACUUUCAGGGCAUUAAGCAGAUCUAUUGGUCGAGAACACUCCAAAAUUUCCACUUCCAUUCACAAGCUUUCAUGGGUGAGCUUCGUAGCCGCAUCUCAGCAAACUGAUGCCUGCACUCCCAAUCGAUGGCACCCUCAUUACCAGAGUCGAAGGACCCUCAUUUUGGAGCCUUUGGGUUCUGAGUAUGUCAAGCUUCAAAAACUUGACGGCUCCGAUUCUGGGAUUGUUGAGGUUACAUUGGAUAGGCCUAAAAAUAAGAACGCCAUAGACACUAAAUUGAUGAGAGGCUUAAAGUAUGUAUUGGAAUUGAUUCAUCAGGACUCAUCCGCUAAUGUUGCUAUUUUCACUAGUUCGGUUCCAAGGGUUUACUGUGCCGGGGCUGAUCUUAAGGAACGCAAGACCUUUAGUGCAUCUGAGGUUCGGGAAUAUUCGAAAGCUCUUCGUGCUACAUUCUCUUAUCUAGAGGCACUUCCUAUACCAACUAUUGCUGCAGUUGAAGGUGCAGCAUUGGGUGGUGGACUUGAGCUCGCCCUUGCAUGUGAUUUUCGUAUCUGUGGAGAAGAUGCACUCUUGGGUUUGCCUGAAACUGGACAUGCUAUAAUCCCUGGGGCUGGAGCCACAAGAAGAUUACCCAGGCUAAUAAAUAAGGCAAUAGCAAAGGAUCUGGUUUUGACUGGAAGAAGAGUUGGAGGCAGAGAAGCAGAAUCUCUGGGGCUGGCAAAUUACUGUGUUCCUGCGGGGGAAGCUUAUUCAAAAGCACUGGAGGUUGCCCGGGUCAUCAAUGAAAAGGGUCCAAUAGCCAUAAAGGCUGGAAAAAGAGCAAUAGAGGAGGGACUGUUGGUGAGUGAUCCAGAAGAAGCGGCGGAUUUGGAAGAAGAAUGCUACGAGAUGACGUUGAAUACCAAAGACAGGCUCGAAGGCUUGGCUGCUUUUGUUGAGAAGCGCAAGCCUAUCUACAAAGGCCAUUGACACACGGAAUGAAUGAUCCCAUCGUAUCCUCAAUUUAAUAAAAUUGCCCCACUUUGCAAACUAUAUACAUUCAUAAAGGGAACACUUUCUUUCACCGCAAAAAAAAAAAAAAGGGGGAACACUUUCAACCGGAAAAUUAUCAACCUCAGAUUCCAGUAACCGUCUUGAGGUUAUAAAAUUAGUUUCUUCUUUACCACCCCCCGCCCCCCAAAAAAAAAGUUUGGAUCUUACAAAGCAUGAGUGUAUAUGCAUUACCAGCGAAGCAUAAAAUGUUAACUGCAUUUUUAGUUUCAUUCUCUAAUAUAUGCCUAA
Neltuma alba is the source of this 1385-nucleotide messenger RNA. RefSeq names its product probable enoyl-CoA hydratase 2, mitochondrial. Gene Ontology annotation, cellular component: mitochondrion. The record is from RefSeq and is a predicted model, not a curated record. Gene Ontology annotation, molecular function: catalytic activity. Bases 18 to 1073 code for a protein of 351 amino acids. The transcript is spliced from 8 exons. Lineage: Eukaryota; Viridiplantae; Streptophyta; Magnoliopsida; Fabales; Fabaceae. Gene Ontology annotation, biological process: fatty acid beta-oxidation.